GUCGAAUUCGAAAAUCUCUGGGUUGACCUCUCCCCCCAUUGCUGAAUCUGAUAAACCUGAUUAGGUUCGCCCGCCGCCUGUGCUUCAGCUGACACUGCUGGCAAUGGUUACCAGCGAUUCUUAGAUCUUUGAAUGUUAGAUCGGGAGCAUUACAUGAUUGUUUUUUCGCGCUCAUCUCGCAACGAUCGGGUCAUGUCGAUCUGUGGAGGAUAUUUGUACCGCAAGAUGAAAUCACCUAUUUCCUAUACCUUAUUAAGGAAUUCAUGGGGAGGGUUUCACAGGGGUUAUUUCUGCACAUCAAAUCCAUCUUUUCUUACAAGGCAGAUUUUUGUUUCACGCAUUGCUAAAUAUCUUUGUCCAAAUAAGAUUGCUUGGAAAUCUAUUUUAUCAACAUCAUAUUCAACUUUAGAUUCGCUGUUUUGGGGAUUCAACAUGCGUGAAAUGCAUGGAUUAGAAAGGUGGCAACCUAUCAGAUACAGAAGCAAUGCUAUAGUGACGGUUGACACUGCUAAUAAUGUGGCCAGAUUUUGUAUAGAUGAACAAAUUGAAAAAAAAGGAGUUCAACAAAAAGGAAUGAAGAAGGUAAAGAAGAAAAUGUCCCGAAAAGCAAAACUUAAUGAAUUGAAAUGGUAUCGCUUAAAAGCUAAGAAGAAGAUGAAAUCUCCAAAUCCAGAAGUUAGGAUUCGGUACAAACUCGAUAAGGCUAAAAGAAAAGAAGAGUGGCUGAUUGAGAAACUGCGGAAGUUUGAGAUGCCAAAAGCCCCCGAACCAGAACAUGACCCUGAAAUUCUUACAGAGGAGGAGAAGUUUUACCUUAAACGAACUGGUGAAAAGAAGAAGAAUUAUGUUCCUUUAGGAAGACGAGGAGUUUUUGGAGGUGUAGUUCUAAAUAUGCAUCUCCACUGGAAGAACCAUGAGACUGUUAAAGUAAUUUGCAAGCCUUGCAGGCCUGGUCAGGUCUAUGAAUAUGCAAAGGAGCUAACCCGGCUAAGCAAAGGCACUGUGAUUGAUAUUAAAGCAGAUAAUACUAUACUCUUUUAUCGGGGAAAGAACUACGAGCGACCAGAGGUUAUGUCGCCUCCUGAUACUCUCUCUAAACAGAAGGCUUUAGAUAAGUAUAAGUUUGAACAAUCACUUGAACACACAGGCCAGUUCAUCGAGAAGUUGGAGAAAGAGCUAGAAGAUUAUCAUAAGCACAUUGCUGUGUACAAGAACUUGCAUGGAACUUUCUCAGACAGCCUUACAGCUAUUGAGUAGUGGUUCUGCCUUUUUUGUUAAGGCGAAUGUGUACCACUGCAUAGCUUAAGCUUGAUCCAUAAAUAUUGGUUUAAGCUGAGAACAAGCCAAAAAUAUCAAAUAUUCUUCGUGUAUUCCAUCAUAACUUAACUGGAACAAGAA
Phalaenopsis equestris is the source of this 1398-nucleotide messenger RNA. RefSeq lists its product as uncharacterized. The record is from RefSeq and is a predicted model, not a curated record. Gene Ontology annotation, molecular function: RNA binding. Lineage: Eukaryota; Viridiplantae; Streptophyta; Magnoliopsida; Asparagales; Orchidaceae. The transcript has 4 exons. The coding region runs from base 133 to 1257 and encodes 374 amino acids.